Boleophthalmus pectinirostris (great blue-spotted mudskipper) is the source of this 6667-nucleotide messenger RNA. It is a transcript of the gene dpy19l3, whose product is annotated as dpy-19 like C-mannosyltransferase 3. The record is from RefSeq and is a predicted model, not a curated record. Bases 185 to 2377 code for a protein of 730 amino acids. Gene Ontology annotation, cellular component: nuclear inner membrane. NCBI's taxonomy places the organism in Eukaryota, Metazoa, Chordata, Actinopteri, Gobiiformes, Gobiidae. Gene Ontology annotation, molecular function: mannosyltransferase activity. The transcript is spliced from 19 exons.
CAGCCACAGAGCGAUCCCCCAGCCCGCAAGAGGAAAAAUGAGAGGAGAAAUAUGAUCCAUCUGUCCGGAUAGAGCCGUGACACAGACAGGAGAGACAGAGGGACAGAGAGACAGAGGGACAGAGGGCGGGGAGGCUGGACUGUCCUCCCAGCGGCCGGAGGAGGGUCAGUAGCAGUGUUUCACCAUGAGUGCCCUGCGCCAGAGGAAGGGCUCCAAGGGGAAGGAGGCACCUGUGAGCCCCGAUCUGCACCCACAACAUCCCAACUGCUGCUCCGAACACCCACAGAGGAUAUGGCAUGGUGACUGGUCGUGGGGAUCAAUAAUAUGGAUGUCAGUUGGCUGGUCUGUGUCGGUCGGCCUUGGGCUGUUGUGCUGUAUCUAUGUGGCAACACUGCACGAGAAUGACCUGUGGUUCUCCAAUAUCAAGGAGGUGGAGCGGGAGAUCUCAUUCCGGACCGAGUGUGGACUUUAUUAUUCCUACUACAAGCAAAUGUUACAGGCACCAUCGAUAAGUGGAGGGCUCUCGGAGUUGAUCCAUGACAACUUGACAGAAUCCAAGAGGACCAUUAAUCUCCUCCAGCGAAUGAAUAUCUACCAAGAAGUCUUUCUGAGCGUGCUCUACAGACUGCUGCCCAUACAGUCAUACCUGGAACCGGUGUACUUCUACAUCUACACAGUCUUCUCGCUGCAGGCUGUGUACGUCAUGGCUCUGUACCUCACAGCGUGGCUCCUCUCAGGGUCGUGGAUGGCUGGCGCACUCACCGGGGUCUGGUACAUCCUCAACAGGAUAGAUACCACUCGUGUGGAAUUCACCAUCUCCCUCCGAGAGAACUGGUCUCUGCCCUUUUUCGCUCUUCAAGUCGCCACUAUCACGUGUUAUCUCAGGCCUCAGCUUUCUAUCCUACAACAGAAAGUGAUGGUGUGGCUUAUGUACGUAACCACCUUUUGUUUCUGCUUGACAUGGCAAUUCAAUCAGUUCAUUCUACUUGUUCAAGCUCUCAUCAUUUACACUCUGGAUUGUACAGACUUCCUUUCAACGAAACAGGUGACUACUUUGUAUCUCGUCCAAGUGAGCGGUCUUCUGAGUGUGUGGCUUCUUCAGUUCUGUAACUCCAUGCUUCUUGGAUCACUGGUUCUGAGUUUCAUUGUUGCUGCACUUUUCGUCCGACACUGCCAGUCUGGUUUGAAAACGGGAAGCUUUCUAGUUCGUUUGGGCAAGCUGCUUCUUCACACUGCCAUGGUCCUCCUCCUCACCUUCACCAUCAACUAUCUAGCCAAGAAAGCCCUACAACUCAAGUCCGAUGAGCAUAUCUUUAAAUUCAUCAAGUCAAAGUUUGGCCUUGGAGUGACCAGAGAUUUUGACGCGGGCCUGUACCUGUGUGAAGAGGCGUUUGGAGUUCUGCCCUUGGACACUUUGGACCGCCUGGCUGGGACCCUGCUGCUCUACCCCUAUGUACUUACACUACUGCUGCUUGUAGGGGUCUUCACAGUGACUGCAGUUCAGAACCUCAGCCCGCCAAAAGGAGCGUCUGGCGAGGAGAGGAGACGAGCGGUAGCCUUCCGACCAGAUGUGGCGUACAAUCUUUUGCAUACGAUGUUCUUUGGCCUGCUCGCCUUCAGCACGAUGAGGAUGAAGUAUAUCUGGACGGGUCACAUGUGUGCAGUGGCAGCCUAUGGAGUGUGUGGGACUGAGAUCUGGACUCUGAUUUUCAACACUCUUCGAUGCAACACUAAAUUCCUGUUAAGGCUGGUGACGUGCGCAGUUCCACUAGUGAUGAUGGCGUGCCUGUAUUAUAAGUUCUGGCCCAAACUGAUGGAAGAGCUCUCUGAACUGCGAGAAUUUUAUGACCCAGACACCGUGGAGCUCAUGACCUGGAUAAGCACGAAGACUCCGAGGCGGGCUGUGUUUGCCGGCAGCAUGCAGUUACUCGCGGGCAUCAAGCUGUGCACAGGCAGAGUGCUCACCAACCACCCCCAUUAUGAAGAUAAAGACCUGCGGGAGAGGACCAGGCAGGUCUACCAGGUGUACGCGCGGCGCCCCCCAGAGGAAGUGCAUGAGAUCCUGAGGGCGGUGGGGGCCGACUACGUGGUCCUGGAGAACAGCAUCUGCUACGAGAGAAGGCACAGGAGAGGCUGCAGGCUGCGCGACCUGCUCGACCUGGCCAACGGACAUAUCAUGGACGGACCAGGAGAGAAUGACCCCGACCUGUCUCCGGCCCCCCACCCGCGCUUCUGCGAGGCCAUAAAGACCGACUCUGCGUCCUACAGCGCCCUCUUCACCAGGACCUUCCAGAACAAAACCUUCCAUGUAUACAAACUCAAGAAAAAACGAAAGAAAAACCCCACCAAAACCUCAGAUUCCACCGGCGCUCAAUAACCCAAAUCCCCAUCCGCUUGCUCUGCAUUUCGUUCAUUAUUUUUUGAACAUGAGAUUGCCUGAACUGUAGCGCAAGAGGCUAGCCGGACGGUGGAGAGCUGCGGGCGGCUUUGUUUUGGUCGGUGGAUUGUGCUGGGUUGUAUAGGGGUGGUUCCGUGAGGGUUAGCUCUGUUGUUUCUGAGCCCCGCUCGGCCCGCUGUGUUCCUCCGGGCUGCGCUGUUGUGGGUGAACAAACGCACACAAGAGCAGAAUCAGCUCGGCAUUAGCUGUUAGCCUGGUCAGAGUGGUGCUGGUUGUGUAGGGGGGUGUCAUGGGGGUUAGCUCUGCUGUUUCUAAGCCCCACCCGCCCCACUGUGUUCCUCUGGGCUGCGCUGUUGUCGAUAAACAAACGCAUACAACAGCAGAAAGAGCUAGCCGUUAGCUGUUAGCGUGGUAUUGUUUUGGUGAGUGGAGUGUGCUGGGUUGUAUAGAGAUGAUAACAUGGGGUUUAAAGGUUGUAUGGAGGAUUUUUUUUUGUUUCAAAGCCUUGUAAUUAUGAUGACCAAAAAAAAAGAGAAUAAAAAUUCAUCAACUCUGGACGUGGUUGGGCUAAACAUUUGCCAAUAGAUAACGACACUGCCUCGUUAUCUGUUAGCUGACAGACUGUCAAUCAAACUCCCUACAUUUCUAGCGUAACUGACUUGCCUGCGCGCUGCCGUUACGUGGUUUACGUACGCCUGUCACGCAGUCCACAGACGCUGUUUACUCCACCAACGCAACAGUUCUUAGCGGCUUUUUUGACCUAUGUCUUCCUCGCAGUUAGCACAAAGUUUGUUGCAAUGGCGACAAGAAUCCAGGAGCAGUUAGCCGAAAAAGAAAGUCUGUUUUUGAGAUUGCUGAAAGAAGAAGACAAGGGGAAAAGCAGCGAAGCCAAACUAAGGUGAUUCUUGGAGAUUCAUUCCAGCGAUGGCGCAACUGAAGCAGACGAAGGUCUAAAGACUGACGCAUUGGUCACCAAAUUACUUCUGGACAGGUCACUUCUGCUUAUUAUGAAAACGUACUUUAUUUCCAAGAGUUAGACAAACGUUUUUCAAGACACAAAUGCAAUAUCCUAUGUCUGAAAACGUAAUUUUCAAUGCAAAGAAAGAGUCCGCUUGCUGCUGCGUGUUGUAGUAGUAGCUUCAUUCGCACUGAAUCUCCGCGCACCCUUCUCUGCACCCCUUAAUGCUCCUCUCCCCGCUCCCCGUUUUUCUCUUCCCCCUGCUCCUCACUUCUUCUCCAUGCACGGAAUCUCCGCGCACCACUCCCCUCUCCUCUCUCCUCGCUCCCCUCUCCGCUGUUCCCGCUGCUCCUCACUUCUUUUCCGCGCACGAAAUGUCCAUGCACCCCCUCCCCUCGAUCCACACUUCUCCGCCUUGCCUAACCAACACUGUAGUGUUGGGGGGGAAGGACAAACAGUCGCUGGAUUUCUCGUUCCUUGGAAAAUCCUCUAUACAACCUUUAACUCAGCUAGCCGUUAGCUAUUAGCACGAUUGUAGUUCAGUUUUGGCACAGUGCCAUGAAAUGAAGUGCAAUUUAUAGAGUUAGUGGUAUCACUUUAUAAUAACUACAGUUUAAUUCGCCUUAAUAAAGCAUGAACAAAGGCUAGGGUGGCCAAACGGGGUCAGCCCCAUGUUUCCUCAGUCCUGUGUUCCCUUAUUUCUAAGAUUUUUAUUAUUUCUGUAGUCAACUGCUGCUGGUUAAAUAGGUUGACUGUAAUUGACUACAAAAUUGGGAGAAAUUGGGAUACAUUCUGAUGGAAAUUAUAAUUAAGUAAAGGAAAUGUGGGAACAUACGGCCUAAUUUUUUAAACUAAACUUAGAAAUGAGGGAACAUAAGGCUCCAGGAACAUAGGGAUGAGGGACAUAGACAUGCUUUGAGCCAGAUGUCCCCAUUUCUGCUGGACAGUCCCAGGUUUGAGCCCUAUGUCCCCUGUCCCAGUAGAUUUAUCUAAAACCAGUGAUUUGUCCCAGUUUUAUGCAAGUCUUAUAUGAUCCCUGCCAACUGUAAAGAGAGGCAUAAAUUGUCAUUUGUUUACAGAAAAACUGCUUAAAAUGACUAAAACACAAAGAAAAUGUGACUAUACUGAAUCACAUUAGUACCAAGCGCAUAACAAUUUUCCUUAAUUACGCACUUGUUUCGCAACUUUAUUAUUACCACCAUCCCACAGUCUUGGAAACCCUGGAAAAGUUAUGGCAAGUGAAAAUGUAAUUUUCCAGGCCUGCAAAAGUCAUGGAAUUUUAGUAUCUCUUUCACGCAACUACAGCGUUCUGUUAAGUUAUCUGUUAUGAUUAUUUCCAAACAUAUGCGCCUUUUGUUUAAAAGAGACGACAAUAAAUGCGCUGACAGUAUUUUGAAUGUUAAAAAACUAUAAUACCAAACCAUAAGGUGAGUGGAAAUGGUUCACAUUUCAUAUUUAGUCCUAAAGGUCUGAUCAAUUCUACACAUGUAGGUGCCGUAAUUUCACUUUAGGUCAUGAAAAAGUCAUGGAAAAAUUUUGAAAAUUUGUCAGUGAAAAAGUGUGGGAACCCUGUUAUUAAGAAUGGUGACUUAGUGUCUACUUAAUGAAGGGGUUAGGGUUAUGAGUUAGGGUUAGUGUAGUUAGUAAGCCUGAAUCACUUACAAAUUCAAAAAGCCCACUUUUUACCAAUUUUUUUAGCUAAUUUAUCCUGCUAGCAUACUAAUUGUUGCUGAAUUUGCUGUUACAGAUAACUCCGCUCUCAGCUCUGAAAGUUGUGAAAACUUACCGCUUAUGAACUCAUCGCACUGAAUAAUUGGGAUGCUCGGAAUGCAUGCAAGUCAUCGAGGAAUAACCAUUGCGCGUUUUUUUACUCAGGAACAGCGCUUUUAAAUAAACUAUUUUUCAUUCAGCCUUGUUCAUGUUUUAUUAAGCCUAUUGAAAGUGUAGUUAUUAUGAAGUAUUACCAAUGCAUUUGUUAAAAAUCACGAGACUGGAGGACAUUUUUUAAUACGUUUUGGACACCUUGACAAUUGGUAUUUCGUGUUUUUGUAUCUUCAAAAAGAGCAUCUGUAAAAAGUCCUGUGCAGUACUCAGUAUUCAAUCACAGUCCCUUUGAAUGCGUGGAUUAUCUGUGGUAUGGGAGGACGAGAGGACAGUGGAGAGCUGCAGGCUGCUUCACUUUGGUCAGUGGAGUGUGUUUUUAUAUGGGUGGUAACAUAGGGGUUAGCUUGACUGUUGCACUAAUGUUACAAGAUGUUAGCACAUCAAUGGAACACUGAAGGCAGUCUUAGAUCUGAAAUGGCUUGAAUCCACUGAUGUAUUAUGAAAAACAGGAAACGGGAUUGUCUAAAUAUGUUGUAUGUUUUCAUGUAAAAUUUGUUUUGUUUUUUAAUGUAUCACAAAUUUGCACAUUUCUUCUUUAAAGUGCAUAUGAUAGGUUUGAUUGUUUUUCUAACCAUAGCUUCAUUUGGUGGGAUAGUACCUUUUUUCAUAGUUUUGCAUAAGGUAAUUGUUAGUUUGUGCAGAAAAACUGAACAUUUAAAAUUAUAGUAAAGUCCUAAUACAGAAUCCCUCCAUGUCGUUAAUUCACAAAAUCGACAAACAGGAAAACUAGGCAAGAUUUUUAUUAAAAUCUUAAAUGUGACGUUGACUACAUAUAUGUUUUAUUAAAAUGUGUAGUUUAACCUGUCAUAUGCACUUAAAUUGAAAGUUACGAGUGUAACUAUAGUUCUAUGAAUUCCAGUUGUCCACUAGAAGGCAACUGCGCUUGCUCGACUAGAAUCAUUCAGUGCUUUUGGUGGUCAGUUGGAAUGAAAAGAACUGAUAAAUCUGUGGUAUCUUGAAACUUGAAUUUUCCUACCUUUCUAAACACUAAACAACUUAUUACAAGAUGCCAAAUCAGUCCAAUAAUUGUAUCAUGAAUAGGGAUGGGACAAUAAACCAUAAUAUCGUUUAUCGUGAUAAAAAGAGUCAACAAUAAUUGUGCAUGUUACAUUUUAAAUAAUCGCCAACAAAGAUAAUCACCAUUAUAUCAUCAAAAUAUACCGAAAAAAGCUACUUAUCCAUGAUGAACUCUUCCACAUCAUUGUUGUUUACAUGUUUAACAAAGUACAAUUCUGUAACAGUUGUGGAACCUAUUCAACAUUUUACAAUUAUAAUUAUUCAUAUCCAUAACAUUUUUAAACUUGAAUGAUUCUUGUCAGAUAAUCGGUAAUCAGAAUUAUUUUAGCCAUGAUAAUCUCAGUCUAAAUCUUCAGUAUUGUCCCAUGUCUAAUCAUGAAUAAGGCCAUAAGUCUUGGAUCUUGUGUCAA